CUCGUUGAAGGUCGCAACUUUUUGUCAUGUCUUAGCGCGCCCACCCUUGUCGCACCGCGGCUUGCGGCUUGCGGCACCGCCGCUCGCUCCGCCCACUGCAGCAGCGCAACUUAACUUCGAUGUCUCUUUCCCACCACGAUAGUGGUAUAAGCUGCUCUGAUCUAAAAGCAUCCUCGAGAUAACGCACCUCACAACAUGGAGGGUCACAAGCCCACGGCCUCGCCUGCGACCUCCACGACGCCCACGGGCACGCUCUUCACCUUCCUCGCCCUCUACCUUACUACGCUAUUCUCCCUCGACACGUGGGCCGCCGCACGAGGGUCCCCCUACCGCGCACCAAGCAUCAAUAACUCCACGUAUCGCCCUGCCGUCACUGCACCGGCACCAGGCAGCUACCAGGGCGGCAUGCAUGGGCGGGGUCGUGCUGGACCCAGGUCUGGUAGUCAAGCGCGGGGCGGUGGACAUGCUGGGAGCAUCGCACAGACGAGCGACUCAAGACCGCCGAUUCAGAUGGGUGGCACAGCUGCGUGCAGCGCUUGUUUGAUCUAGGGCAGGCGACGUGAGGCGAUGGGGACUGCGCUUGCAUGGCUGACGAUAAAUGGCGGCGUAGUCUUG
This is a messenger RNA of Alternaria rosae, 615 nucleotides long. RefSeq lists its product as uncharacterized. Bases 196 to 549 code for a protein of 117 amino acids. The record is from RefSeq and is a predicted model, not a curated record. The transcript is spliced from 2 exons. NCBI's taxonomy places the organism in Eukaryota, Fungi, Ascomycota, Dothideomycetes, Pleosporales, Pleosporaceae.